AUGGCCCCGCAGAUAUGUCCCGGCAACCCAACAUGCGAGACCACCGGCCAGCACAACCCGGUCCGUACGGUCCCGACAACGCUCCACCGCCUCCGUCCGAGCCCCCACCGAGGGGACCCAGAGAACGCGAAGACCGUGGUAGAUGUGUUGAGGAUGUUGAUGGCGAGAGGAUGCAAGGUCGACGCCGUCCGCAGCUCGCCGUACGGAAACGAGAUUACGCACGGGCCGAAGAAGAACUGCGAGUGA
Molecule: messenger RNA, 246 nt
Organism: Alternaria infectoria
Lineage: Eukaryota; Fungi; Ascomycota; Dothideomycetes; Pleosporales; Pleosporaceae
Exons: 2
Coding region: 1-246 (81 amino acids)
Source: RefSeq, a predicted model, not a curated record